Molecule: messenger RNA, 559 nt
Organism: Saitoella complicata NRRL Y-17804
Lineage: Eukaryota; Fungi; Ascomycota; Saitoellomycetes; Saitoellales; Saitoellaceae
Exons: 1
Coding region: 119-460 (113 amino acids)
Source: RefSeq, a predicted model, not a curated record
AGAGGCAAGCGGGUCAUCCCCGACGUUGCCCCAACGACAAAAUCAUCCAACCGUAUCAAUGAUGGACAUUGAUUGAAAGUCUGCAAUUGCUUCCAAUCCAAGGCAAAGCACAAAGCACAUGAUAGACCGCGUUCAUCAUUUUGGCUUGGAGGACACACAGUACCAAAAAGGGCCGGUGACAGAUGAAAUGUUCAAAGAAAUUCAAACGCUGUUGCACGGCCUUAUUGGGAAAUAUUACGACGGGAAAGGCAAGACAAAAUGGAGAAUACUUACUGAAGAUCACUUUCCCAGCUGGUCACCCUGCAUCAUCCAAGAUAAAUGCUGGUACCUCACUAAGGUUAAGGCCGACUCCAAGGGUAGUGACUGGUCCAAAGAUGAAACAGAGAGACUUCAGUUCGCAGUUGAGAAAUACCUCGACAAUCCUUGUUGCGGACGGGCGUUGAUACUCCUUAUUCAGUAACAGCAUUCGUCUUCAUGGUGGCGCCGCACGAGUCGGGCGGGGUCUAUCCAGUGAGAGAUUCCGUAGACUGAAAUGACGUAACCAAGACUGACAGAUGAC